UGGGCAGUUCUAUCCCGCGUUUGUAAACAAACUAAUUGUAGCUCUUCAUAAUUUGCUAAUUUUAUUUAAAAAAAAAACAGCCAAGAUGGGUAAAAGACAGCAUCAAAAGGACAAAAUGUACCUCACGUACACGGAGUGGAGUGAGCUGUAUGGCGGCAAAAAAGUGGAAUCCUUGGAGAACGACCAUGUCAAGUUCAAGCGGCUGCCUUUCGAGCACUGCUGCAUUACGAUGGCGCCCUACGAGAUGCCCUACUGCGACCUACAGGGCAAUGUGUUCGAGUACGAGGCCAUCCUGAAGUUCCUGAAGGCCUUCAAGGUGAAUCCCAUCAACGGGCAGAAGAUGGACUCCAAGUCGCUGGUGAAGCUGAAUUUCCACAGGAAUGCCAACGAUGAGUACCACUGCCCUGCCUUGUUCAAGCCCUUUACCAAGAACUCGCACAUCGUGGCGGUGGGCACAACGGGAAAUGUAUACUGCUGGGAGGCAAUCGAUCAGCUGAACAUCAAGACAAAGAACUGGAAGGAUCUGGUGGACGACACGCCGUUCCAGCGCAAGGACAUCAUCACCAUACAAGAUCCCCAGAAGCUGGAAAAGUACGACAUCUCGACGUUCCAUCACAUAAAGAAGAACCUGCGGGUUUUGACGGAAGAAGAGCAGCUGGAGAGAAAGAAUCCAGCCAGCGGGCGCAUUAAGACUAUGAAUCUGGAGACCAAGGAGACGCUAGCACAGCUGCAGCAGGACUAUCAGCCGGCGGAAGAGGAGCCCUCCACUUCGAAGCGUACAGCCGACAAGUUUAACGCUGCUCACUAUUCAACUGGAGCGGUUGCGGCCAGUUUUACGUCUACCGCCAUGGUGCCCGUUUCCCAAAUAGAGGCGGCCAUUAUAGACGAUGAUUUGGUAAAGUACGAGCGGGUAAAGAAGAAGGGGUACGUUCGCUUAAAUACGAAUCUUGGCCCACUCAACCUGGAACUCUUCUGCGAUCAAACUCCUCGAGCCUGCGAUAACUUCAUUAAACAUUGCGCCAAUGGUUACUACAAUAAUGUUAUGUUUCACCGGUCCAUUAGGAAUUUUAUUGUGCAAGGAGGUGAUCCUACUGGAAGUGGUUCUGGUGGCGAGUCCAUUUGGGGCAAGAAGUUUGAGGACGAGUUUAAGCCGAAUCUUACGCACACGGGACGAGGAGUGCUUUCCAUGGCCAAUUCGGGACCCAACACCAAUGGCUCUCAAUUCUUUAUCACCUACCGCUCAUGCAAACAUCUCGACGGCAAACACACAAUCUUCGGAAAACUUGUCGGCGGAUUAGACACUCUUCAGAAAAUGGAGAACAUCGAGGUGGAUAACAAGGACAGACCAAUUGAGGAUAUCAUCAUAGAGUCCUCCCAGGUCUUUGUGAAUCCAUUUGCCGAGGCAGCCGAACAGUUGGCCAAGGAGCGCGAGGAGGAGGCGGCCGGCAAGGAGGAGAUUGUCAAGAAGGAGGAGCAGCAAAAGCGCAUGAAGGAACCACUAAAAGUGUACAGAGAUGGCGUGGGCAAGUACCUCAAACUGCAGACAGUGGCCAAAAAGCCAGAGGCAACUCUUUCAUCUGCUCAAGCAGCCAAGAAGAAAAAACAGGCAAAUGGUUUUGGGGAUUUCUCCAGCUGGUAACCCGUUUCCUCCAAAAAUAAAAGAUUUAAAGAC
Molecule: messenger RNA, 1672 nt
Organism: Drosophila teissieri
Lineage: Eukaryota; Metazoa; Arthropoda; Insecta; Diptera; Drosophilidae
Product: RING-type E3 ubiquitin-protein ligase PPIL2
Exons: 4
Coding region: 86-1639 (517 amino acids)
Biological process (GO): protein folding; protein polyubiquitination; protein peptidyl-prolyl isomerization
Cellular component (GO): catalytic step 2 spliceosome
Molecular function (GO): ubiquitin-ubiquitin ligase activity; peptidyl-prolyl cis-trans isomerase activity
Source: RefSeq, a predicted model, not a curated record